AUGCGCAAUCCCCAGAAGCGGAUCGAUCUGGAGCACCUCAAACGCAUGGAGGCUGAGAUUUUGAACUAUUUGUCUGCUGCUGGCAAACAAAACGACGUAACGGAAGCUUUAAAAUGCUGCCCGCUUCUCUCCGAUAGAAAAAGAAUGGAGGAUUUAAACAAGGCUGCGCGAUUAAGUUGUUUUUGGGCUCUGAGUGUUCAGGAUAGCUGCGGCGGAAUGAUGCGCAAGAUUCAAAUCUAA
Messenger RNA from Plasmopara halstedii, 240 nucleotides. RefSeq lists its product as uncharacterized. Lineage: Eukaryota; Oomycota; Peronosporomycetes; Peronosporales; Peronosporaceae. The coding region runs from base 1 to 240 and encodes 79 amino acids. The transcript has 2 exons. The record is from RefSeq and is a predicted model, not a curated record.